Molecule: messenger RNA, 1583 nt
Organism: Papaver somniferum (opium poppy)
Lineage: Eukaryota; Viridiplantae; Streptophyta; Magnoliopsida; Ranunculales; Papaveraceae
Product: E3 ubiquitin-protein ligase RGLG2-like
Exons: 9
Source: RefSeq, a predicted model, not a curated record
UGGAAUAAAAUCUUACGAUCAUCUUUCCCUCAUGUUAUUGAUCGUUGUAGUGUUGCUGAAGCUCUUGCAAAAGCUGAUCUGGCGACUUCUAGUCUCAUUGUUGGAAUUGAUUUCUCGAUUAGCAACACAUGGGCAGGUCGACGUUCCUUCAAUGGUAGAAGCCUGCAUCAAAUUGGAGAUGCUCAAAAUCCCUAUGAACAGGUUCUCUGGCUUACUGGAAGAACCUUGGCUUAUAUGAAGGAUAAGCUGAUUCACUGCUUUGGAUUUGGAGAUGCAUCUACACAAGAUCAGAACGUCUUCAGCUUCCGCGAAGACAAGUUACCAUGUAAUGGACUUUUAGAAGUAUUAACACGAUAUAGAACUAUCGCGUCGAAUCUGAAACUGGCAGGACCAACCUCAUAUGUUGCAAUCAUAGGAAUGGCUAUGGCUAUUGCUGGAAAAAAUGUUGGCAAACAUCAUGUUUUGUUGAUAAUUAGCGAUGCGCGGAUGACGAGGAGUGUCGAUACUGAUUCCGGCGAACUAAGCUGGUUUGAGCAAAAGACUGUCAAUGCAAUUGCUAAAGCAAGGGAGUAUUCGUUGUCAAUUAUUGUAGUUGGAGUUGGGGAUGAACCACCCUCCAUGGUGCUCAGCUGUCGUGAGAAUAGUUAUCUUCGUGCUUAUGACAAUUUCAAGUAUGUGAAUUUUACAGAAACCAUGUCAAGAGAUGCUCAUUUAUCCAGUAAAGAGAUUGAGUUCGCUCUUGCAGCUUUCAAGGAAAUCUCCAAGCAUAAAAACACCAACAAACGAAAAUUAUUGGGCUUUUCGUGCAAGGAAGUAGGCUCAGCAAGAGUCCCAAUUCUUCCACCUAUUCCAGCUUCCCUUGUCUCAAAAUCUUGCCUUACCAUACAUGAUAAAGGUGGUCCCUGGUUUGAUCGAGUAGAACAUGAAAGUCCAAUCAGUAUGAUUAGCGAUUACGAAGGUGUAAUCCACAUCGGCCAUUUUCCAGUGCCUGCAAGUUUUGCAGCAUUGUAUAAGAGGAUUUGGGAAAAGCAUGGGCAUCUAGUAACACGCAAUAUCAUCAAAACAUCAACUCUGACCUUAGCGUCGCAGAAUUAUUGAAGUCCAUAGCUGCCAUGCAAACUGUGAAGAGGGACGAAUUUUCUGUUGCUCUUCUUGGUAAGUGGGAUAGGCAGAUUGCAGAUGCUGAAGCGCUUCAAUUUAACGUGCAAUGGCUUAAGAGGAAUUUUGAAAAUGUUAAAAAGAGCUGGGAGACUGAAUCAUUGUUGAGGAACUUUCAAAUAACUCGAGAGAAGGAAAAGGUUGCUGCUUUAGAGAAAGGUCAACUGCAUGCGCAAAACGUGAUGCUCUCAGGGCACGACUUUUAGAGGCGGAGAAGGAAGUAGAGCAAGCGACAUCAGAAGUGAAUAGGCGUGAAAAUGCUAUUUUAAGAGAUGCCAUGACAAGAGGACGUUAUGCAUCCUUCCUUCAAAAGUCUUUCCUAGAGGAUGCCUUGUGAUUUAAUCUUUAAAAAAAAUUUGUCUUAUCAUGGCAGAACCUGCCCUUAAAUAUCCAUCUUCUGCUUCGCUUUUGUUUCACGAGGGGUU